AUGGAUCUGGGUCUGAAUGAAAUUCAGCAGAUGUUAAAAAACAGCGCCAGGGAGUUUCUAUCCCAGGAAUGCCCCCUUACGCUGGUGCGGGAGAUGGAAGAGGACUCCCGUGGCUAUACCAAUGAGCUUUGGCGGCAGAUUGCCGGUCUGGGUUGGACCGGAAUCGCCUUCCCCGAACAGUACGGUGGUACCGGCGGCAGCUUCCUCGACUUGGCCGUUCUGCUGGAAGAAAUAGGCCGCUCUCUAACGCCGGGGCCCUUCUUCUCCACCGUGGUCUUGGGCGGCUUUACGGUGCUGGACGCUGGGACAGACGUUCAAAAGCAGUACAUAUUGCCCGGCAUUUGUAGCGGCCAACUCCUGAUGACCCUGGCCCUGACCGAAGUAUCGGCUACCUACGAACCCUGGGGCAUUGAGACCACCGCUACCCGCGAAGGGGACUCUUUUCGUAUCAGCGGGCAGAAACUUUUCGUGUCAGAUGCCCACGUUGCCGACGUUAUCCUGAUAGCCGCACGCACUACCCAGUCUGACGACCCGGCUCAAGGCAUUACCCUGUUCUUCGUCAACUCCAACACUCCGGGGUUGACCGUGACCCAGCUAAGCACCAUAUCAUCCGACCGCCAGUGCGAGAUUGCGUUGGAUAACGUCAUCGUUCCUGCUGAUGCCGUACUUGGCGACGUGGACGGGGGCUGGCCCAUAAUCCAGCGGGCGUUGCAUCGGGCCACGGCAGGCAAGUGCGUGGAAAUGCUGGGCGGAGCCGACGCCGUGGUGGAAAUGACCGUGGAAUAUGCCAAACAGCGCACCCAGUUCGGCCGCCCGGUGGGUACCUUCCAGGCGGUGCAGCACCAUUGCGCCAACAUGGCUACCGACGUGGAGGGUUGCCGUCAGAUUGCAUACCACGCUGCGUGGAAAGUGUCGGAAGGAGAAUCUGCGGAGCGAGAAGUGUCCAUGGCCAAAGCAUGGGUCAGCAGCGCCUACCAGCGAGUAUGCAAUCUUGCCCACCAGUGCCACGGCGCCAUCGGGUUCACCAAGGAGCACGACCUCCAGCUUUACACCCGCCGGGCCAAGGUGCAGGAACUAAGCUACGGAGACGUCAAUUUCCACAAGGAAUUGGCUAUGCAGCAAAUUGAGGCGUAA
Geodia barretti is the source of this 1134-nucleotide messenger RNA. The record is from the annotation of a GenBank genome assembly. Lineage: Eukaryota; Metazoa; Porifera; Demospongiae; Tetractinellida; Geodiidae.